UUAUGGUAAUUCGGAUAUAUUCCAUGGCAAAUGCUGAAACCUAGAGUAGAUAGUAGCUGUCGAAAAACUGUGACCGCCAUUAAUGAUGAUGAAUUUUUCAGGGGGUAUUUUUAGUCAACCCUAAAUUUGUGAAUUGUUUAUGUUUAGUAAGCUGAGGAAUUUGUAGGAAUUUUUCUAAUCUUAUGCCCGACAAUACCUAUCUGAAUGACUUCAUUUGAAAAAGAGAAUAUACCAGCUGGUUAAGCUUUCUGGUGAAGUUGAUUACUAGUGGAAUUCAGUUAGAAGCCAUUGUUACUAGGCCUAGGUAUCCUCAUUUGGUAUUUUGGCGAUCUGUUUUAGCAGUAACACCUUGGGAGACUCGGAUGUUAAAACUAAAUCUUCACGCCGAUCGAUGGACUCGGAAAGGGCAGAGAGUUAAAGGACCCAGGUCGUCUUCAAAGGCUGUCAAAUCAGAUCCAAUAAAUGAUACAAUUCUUAUUUCUUGAUUUUAAUACAUUGUGUAAUCACAUCAUUUUGAGGAUAAACUCGAGAGAAAUGGCGUCGCUUCCGUUGAAUUUAUAUGGAAGAAGUUGCUCCGUUUGGAUAUUAAAAGUUAAUGGGACAAGCGCCUGUCGUUUCUUGGCAAUGACGUUAGCCUCGGGUCGGCAAUUUUAAAUAAUGAGAGAAGACCUUGUGUUUAGGGAAAUUUAUGUCAGCAUGUACCAGAUUCCUUUCACAUAUAUUCAUCUGAUUAUUUCCUGGUUAUUUACAAGAGCUAAGAGGCGGCAACAAACAAGAACAAUAUCGUUUGCUAUGGCGCACUCUGCACUUGUUCCUGCGAUUCAAGCCCUCUCUGACAUUAAUUGUCCCCAAGGCAAAAUUUUGACCAAACAAUUCCUUCAACUUUGCGCCACGAUUUUGCCUGUGUUAGAUAAAUUAGGACCUACGAUGGCGGUUAUCAGGUCAGACAUUGGAGGAAAUAUUCAGAGACUGGAUGACAUGUACGAGUCCAGUAAAUCUGAGUACGCCUUUCUAUACGAAAUAGUUCGCAAAGAAGCCGCGCAAGGAACAGCGAAGAAACCGCUGAGCUGCACAAAAGCGGUACUGUGGUUAACAAGGGGUAUGGAGUUCAUGAUUGUGCUGUUGGGGACUUUGGUAGAACAGGAGGAGUGGAGCCUCAAGCAGGCCGUUGAAUAUGCUUACAAUACCACACUCAAGCAAUGGCAUGGAUGGAUCUCUACGGCCGCCUCCAAUGUGGGUUUGAAAUUGAUCCCUGAAAGGCAAAAUUUCAUGAAACUUUUGGGCGACACCACAAACUUUAAAGAGGACGUUGACAAGUUGUCUGCAUCGUUGUCUCCUCUUCUACAGGCAAAUCAUGCCUUUCUGCAAAGCCUCCGCUUGAACAGGAUGAAAUCAUCAUAGUGUUGUCACUUUUACUUCACCACAUGUAUAUUUUACACACAACAUAUAGAUUGUAACAGAGAAUUUUCACAAGGUCGAAUUUCAUGUAUAUUUUUAAGAAAAUAUAGGUAUAGAUUGUGAUGAGAAGGAUCAAAAUGAACAUAACUGUUUAUAUCUGUUAGUGGUCUUCUGUACAUAUCUUCAUGUGGAUAUCGUGAGAGAUCUGGUUGAAUUGCGUAGGGCGUGCCAUUCAAAGGCAUGUCCUUGGAUCACCUUUCAUUGACUUUUUAUAUUUGUAUUUUUUCGUUGUUAUGUUAUGAUAAAAGUUCGUGUGAAAUGGACACCAUUAAUUUUGACUUC
This is a messenger RNA of Cryptomeria japonica (Japanese cedar), 1740 nucleotides long. RefSeq names its product glycolipid transfer protein 1. Gene Ontology annotation, molecular function: ceramide 1-phosphate binding; ceramide 1-phosphate transfer activity. The transcript is spliced from 5 exons. The record is from RefSeq and is a predicted model, not a curated record. Gene Ontology annotation, cellular component: cytoplasm; cytosol; membrane. Bases 658 to 1401 code for a protein of 247 amino acids. Gene Ontology annotation, biological process: intermembrane lipid transfer; ceramide transport. NCBI's taxonomy places the organism in Eukaryota, Viridiplantae, Streptophyta, Pinopsida, Cupressales, Cupressaceae.